Clupea harengus (Atlantic herring) is the source of this 3689-nucleotide messenger RNA. Its product is annotated as E3 ubiquitin-protein ligase NRDP1. The record is from RefSeq and is a predicted model, not a curated record. Gene Ontology annotation, molecular function: ubiquitin protein ligase activity. Gene Ontology annotation, cellular component: plasma membrane signaling receptor complex. Lineage: Eukaryota; Metazoa; Chordata; Actinopteri; Clupeiformes; Clupeidae. Gene Ontology annotation, biological process: regulation of canonical NF-kappaB signal transduction; protein ubiquitination.
GGACGUGUGCAUAAGUGUUAAGCAAACAGGAAGGAUAGACGCAUAACGGGAUAACUUUGGAAACAGGCUAGUAAAGAAAGCCUACGAGGCUUGGAUUUUCAGUCAACAUUAAAUGUCAACAGCAUACACAAAGGAGCUUGACUCCCUGGCAAUUUGGUUUUAGCGCCGUCUCCGACUACUUUGUUUAUGACAACCAAUUACUGCCUCCAAGUAUGCAGAUGAGGCAAUUUUUGAUACAGACAGUGGCUAACUCAAAAACACCAACUACACGAGUUAAGGCUGUGGCAGCCCAAGUGAUGUGCCAUGGGUUACGACACUAGCCGCUUCGAGGGGCAUGUAGAUGAAGACCUGUUGUGCCCUAUCUGUAGUGGCGUACUGGAGGAGCCUGUGCAGGCCUCAGACUGCGAGCACGCCUUCUGCAAUGCCUGCAUCACUCAGUGGAUCUGCCAGCAGAGCACCUGCCCAGUGGAUCGCUCCCAGGUCACGCUGGCUCACCUGCGGCCCGUGCCACGCAUCAUGCGCAACAUGCUGUCCAAGCUGCUGCUGACCUGUGACAACAGUGCCUUUGGCUGCACAGCCGUGCUGCGUCUCAGCCAGCUGCGGGGGCAUCUCAGGGAGUGCGAACACAACCCCAAGAGACCAGUCAUGUGCGAGCGAGGCUGUGGGCUGGAAAUACCCAAGGAUGAGGAGGCCCAACACAACUGCGUGGGACAUUUGCGCUCUUUGGUCCAGCAGCAGCAAGGGAGGAUCGCAGACCUUGAGAAAAUGGCAGCGGAACAGAAACAUCAACUGACUGAACAGAAACGUGAUAUCCGGUUACUGAAGGCCUACAUGCGAGCCCUUCGCACGACAAACCCUAGCUUACAGAACCUGGAGGAGACCAUUGAGUACAAUGAGAUUCUAGAGUGGGUAGGUUCAUUGCAGCCGGCCCGUGUGACCCGAUGGGGAGGUAUGAUCUCCACACCAGACGCUGUUCUACAAGCGGUCAUCAGACGCUCACUGUUAGAUAGCGGCUGCCCUCCAUCCAUCGUUGCUGACCUAAUCGAGAACGCACAUGAGCGGAACUGGCCAGGUGGACUGGCCACGCUGGAAACGCGGCAGAUGAACCGCCACUACUACGAACUCUAUGUGGCAAAGCGCAUCCCUGGGAAACAGGCAGUCGUGAUAUUGGCUUGUGAGAACCAACACAUGGCUGAAGACAUGAUCCUUGAGCCUGGGCUUGUCAUGGUCUUUGCUCACGGAGUGGAGGACAUUUUAUAGUCUGAGUGCAACAGCAAUAUAAGCCAUCCCUUGGAUGGUGAGGGUAAACUGAGCAGGGUAUUAGUUUAACCUGUGUUGGAAGACACUGGAGGACAGUGUGGCCUUAGUCGCUCAGUUGAUUAUGUAGUUACGCUGCAAGUGUGUGGCUUAACGGCAUUUGCAGUUUACCCUGUUUCUCAGCUAAACUGACUGACCUACUGGUAAAUGCUCAUUUUCUUUUGCCACUUAUAGGCUAGAGCUGUACAGUCAACAGUUAAGGUUGCAUUGGGUGAGAUAUUGGUUUAACAGGCUGGUGUGAAAUGCAGAAGUGUUUUGUGGUUGAAGUUGCUGAAGUCCUCAGAUCACUAACACAUACUCUGCAACUUUUCUGUAUCUGGUUAAGGUUUCUUGAUGUACUUUGACACACAACUGACAACUUCUGUGCUGUGAAAAAAGCAAAAGGGUUGGAGAAUUUGAAGCUGCUGUUAAACAUAAUCGUGUUCAUCUCAAAUAGCCUUUGUCUCCUAACAACAAAUACGGCACUGCAAACAUUAGAAUACCUCACAUAUUUCUCACUAUGUUUUUGUGUGGUUCGCACAAAAAAAUGUGCAAUGUUAAUUGGACAAGGCAAUCCAAGGGUUUGUGAUUUUUUUUUAGAAUAGAGGCUUGGUCAUUGUUAGACAGUAUACCAAAAGUGGGGAUGGAAGUUGGUGUGCUGAACUUAUUUUUGUUAUGAAGUUUUUUUCAAUGUUGGGGGCAUGCAUUUUCCCAGGAGUUAGAACUCAUCUUAGCCAACUCCUCAGCAGCAUAAUCUAUAAUGGUAGUUCCUUGGACACAGCUUCAGCAAAGCUUGACCUGGUCUGCUUUUAGUCCUUAUGUUCAAUGAUCAAAUUUCCAUUUUUAAUUUUUCAAUACAUUCUUUUAUUUUUUACAAAAUGAUUUACUGUAAUAACUUCAGUGAAGUAUUUCUUCCUCUUCUCGUUCAUUGUAAGAGCCAACAAAAACAAAACGUUUUAAGCAAUAUAAAAGCAACAUUGUGGAGUUUUGGUCUACAACUAGCGAGCUCACUACCUAAAAACAUCCCAAAACCUUGUGAACACACCAAAAGCCCAGUUGGCACUGAUAAGCUUGCUAACAUGCUAACUGAUGUCUUUUGGCCUUAGAGUUAGCAACGUGGUGCUGUAAAGGCUAUUCUUGCAUUUUUCGCAGGGUGUUCUGUUUCGGAACUCAGAAACGAUGUAGUGCUUAGCCUGGGCGUCUAGUGGGGAUGAGAGGUAUGUUUAUCUGUGCCCCACAUGACCAUAGACUAUCAUAAGGAAUUUGAAGAUGAUACCAAAAGUAGGUGCCAAUAAAACAGUUCCUCAAAAAAGUGGUUAAUUGUUGAAUAGUGUUGCUUUGAUGUAUUAACACACCUUUAUACACAGUGAAGCAGUUUAGACUUCCCUGAAAUGCAGUAGAAUGUUCAGGUCUGCAGUGGUCUGAUUUAUUAAUGGCUAACUUGUUAAUGGUUUUGAAAAUGUAUUAUUUUUAUUUUAAGUGUUCUAAUGGUUUGACGGUAAAUGUUUAAUGCAUGAUUAAUGAAUGUGGGUUUUUAAAAUGGCUCUCAGGAAGUGAUGAGUCACUCAUCCAAGAUUUUGUUUACUUAUCUUCCUGCUUUCUUUGAGUGUUCUGAUUGCUUUCAGUAUUUUUGCUCUGUGACAGUGUUGCAAGUUGUAUACAGAAUAUUGUAUACAAUAUUGUAUAAUGUCUGUGUACCCAUUGAAGAAGAUAUUCCCUGUAAACACUCCGAUAUGAAUUAUAUUUGUGUUCUUGUGUGUAUGUGUUGAUAUCCACCUCUACUAGGAGAGGCUAAGUUAAUUACUACAGUCCAGAUGUACAGCGACUGAUGGAUCCACAGAAUUGGAUCGGUCUGUGUGGCCUUAGCUCAGGUCUGAGUGUGUCCUGCCAGUAAGACCUCCUAUUGAAUUCUGGGAUUGCAGCCAUAGUGGAAAGCUCAGCAAUUAAAGAGAGAAGCCAACUUAUUUUUCGCAAGCUCUCCUGGUCUCCGGCACAGCUUGUGAGGUUCAGUAUAUCUGUACGUGCUAAGCAUUGAGACAUUAUUUUUGUGUGAGGGUGGCUCCAGUGUUGAUCUCGUACUCGGGGCCCAAACGUGGACCUAGUGGAGUAUUUCAUCUAAUCUUUAGAAGGAUUUUCAGCAUAUGUGUUGUACAUGAAAUUCUAUUGAAGCAGAAACAUUGGGCCUAUUAACAGAUAGACCUACAGAAUACUUUUGUAAAGACAUUGAUCUUUCUCCACACUGCUCUCUGUAGCCCUAUGGGCCAGUAGGUCUCUGUUUUAGAGGAAAGUCACUCAAGAAUGUUUGGAUGGCAGUGCAUGUACAGACAUACCAGUGUCGAGAUUUACAUUGUUGUAUGUGCCGUCAGAAUUAAAAGAAAAACAUCAGUAGUGAA